This is a messenger RNA of Emericellopsis cladophorae, 975 nucleotides long. Its product is annotated as Xylosidase/arabinosidase-like protein. Bases 1 to 975 code for a protein of 324 amino acids. The record is from RefSeq and is a predicted model, not a curated record. Gene Ontology annotation, biological process: carbohydrate metabolic process. NCBI's taxonomy places the organism in Eukaryota, Fungi, Ascomycota, Sordariomycetes, Hypocreales, Bionectriaceae. The transcript has a single exon. Gene Ontology annotation, molecular function: hydrolase activity, hydrolyzing O-glycosyl compounds.
AUGCCGCCCCUCAUCACCUCCAUUUACACUGCUGAUCCCUCAGCCCACGUCUUCAAUGAUAAGAUCUACAUCUACCCAUCUCACGACCGCGAGACAGACAUUGCCUUCAACGACAAUGGAGACCAGUAUGACAUGGCCGACUACCAUGUCUUCUCCACGUCGGACCUGAAGGAGGUGACCGACCACGGCGUCGUGCUCAAGACAGAGGACGUGCCGUGGGCGAGCAAGCAGCUCUGGGCCCCCGACGCGGCGCAUAAGCACGGGAAAUACUACCUCUACUUCCCGGCACGAGACAAGGAAGGCAUCUUUCGGAUUGGCGUGGCCGUGGGUGACAAGCCCGAGGGCCCUUUCACCGCCGACCCAGAGCCCAUCAAGGGCAGCUACUCCAUCGACCCGGCCAGUUUCGUCGACGACGACGGCCAGGCCUACCUCUACUUUGGUGGGCUCUGGGGUGGCCAGCUCCAAUGCUACCAAAAGGGCGACGACCAGUAUGACCCCGAGUGGCAAGGACCCAAGGAGGUCUCUGGCGAGGGCGUCGCGGCGCAGGGCCCCCGCGCCGCCAAGUUGACCGACGACAUGCACCAAUUCGAGUCGCCGGCCCAGGAGCUCCUCAUCCUAGACCCGGAGACCAAGAAGCCCAUUCUCGGCGACGACCACGCGCGCCGCUUCUUUGAAGCCGCGUGGAUGCACAAGCACAAUGGCAAGUACUACUUCUCCUACUCGACGGGCGACACGCACUUUCUCUGCUACGCCGUGGGCGACUCACCCAUGGGCCCGUUCACGUAUGGCGGCAAGAUCCUGGAGCCCGUGCUGGGCUGGACGACGCACCACUCGAUUGUCGAGUACAAGGGCAGGACGUAUCUCUUCUUCCACGACUGUGAGCUGAGCGGGGGCGUGGACCACCUCAGGAGCGUCAAGGCCAAGGAGAUCUUCUAUGAUGAUAAGGGGGGGAUCAUUACGACGAAGGCAGAUUAA